AUGAAACUAAUACCUUUUUCAUCAGUGCCGUUGGUUGCUGUGUGCGUUUAUGAGAUGCAGUGCAUAGUACUGUGCAAAAACCUCUGGUCGAUGGCAGUGGCGCAGCAUCAUUUCUAUCUGGACUACAGAUCGAAGAAGGUAAUAUUUUCCUUGUCCUUUUGA
Soboliphyme baturini is the source of this 162-nucleotide messenger RNA. Lineage: Eukaryota; Metazoa; Nematoda; Enoplea; Dioctophymatida; Soboliphymatidae. The record is from the annotation of a GenBank genome assembly.